CAGGUUUUAAUUACAAGUGGAAGGCAGGUCUUUGAAGUGCAGCAUGGCUACCCACCAGCUUUUACAGACUAGGCAAAAGAAGAAGUCCUCUAAGGAGUCGGUGUUGUUCCCCAACAAAAUUGUUACUGAGCAGCAGUCUGUGGUGCUGGUGAAAAGACUUUUGGCCAUCUCUGUAUCCUGUAUAACAUACAUGAGAGGGCUCUUCCCAGAGAGCUCUUACGGAACGCGCUAUUUAGAUGACCUCUGUCUAAAAAUUCUCCGAGAAGAUAAAAGCUGUCUGGGAUCACUACAGAUAGUCAAGUGGAUUCAAGGUUGUUUUGAUGCUUUGGAGAGACAGUAUUUGCACAUUGCUGUCCUCACAAUUUACACCAAUCCCAAGGAACCGGAGACAGUGACUGAGCUGUAUCAGUUCAAAUUCAAGUACAAAAAGGAGGUGCCCCAGAUGGACAUCAUCAGCAACCAAAUGAACUUUGUGAAUGGGGUGUGCAGCGAGGACCUUAAACAGGCCAGCAGGCUCCUGAUCCGUAAACUGUACCUGUUAAUGCAAAACCUGGGGCCACUUCCCAACGACAUUACUCUGACCAUGAAACUCCUCUACUACAAUGAUGUAACUCCCAAAGAUUACCAGCCCCCAGGCUUUAAGGAAGAUGGCAGCUCUGGUGACCUGUUGUUUGAUGGCGAUCCUGUCAACCUGAAAGUAGGGUCAGUCUCCACUGGUUUCCACCUCAUGAAAGUGAGAGUGACAACUGAAAAGAAAAGAAUGGGGACAGUUGAAUGCAACCUGAUCCAGAAGAAUGGCCCUACUGAGAUCUCCCAUCAAGGGUUAGACUGUGAUGAAGAGGAAGAAGAGGGGAGCACAAAGCAUCACCCUUUCCCUGUCAGAGCAGAUUCAAGUAAGUGUGGAAAGGCCAAAAGUGACACCCAUCCAGGCUGGAAAACAGCAGCAUCUUCUUUUUACCGUCAAGAUAGAGGUGGAAAGAAGAAGCUGGAAACAAAGGAGACAGGUGGAAUGCCUUGCUCAAGGGCAUCUCAGCAGAUAAACAGCCUGAACAUUGCGUUUAGCCAGGAAGAGGUAAUAGGACCCAAGAAGAAAAGGAAGGUCAGUGAACCAGAGAAGCUGCUUAUGGAAGGCAGGAAAUGAAGUUCAUUCUGACACACAAUGCAUCUUGGAAGGUGUGAGUUUGCAUUGUCUUCUGACUAGUAAAGACCUUUACUCUUUUCCAAUAUCUAACUCUUCCACAGACCACGUAUAUUUCUACACAUUUAUUUGUCUAGUACGAACUUGGGAUUGCAAAGAGACAGCAAGCACCAUAGUUGUCAUGAUGAUGUCAACCAACAGCACUUGUUUCAUGUUCUGAAGUUGAUUAUGAUUCCAUGUGAAUGGUGUUUGUGUGUUUCUUUCUGUCUCUCUCCCUGACACCCCCCUCACUGGCUAUAUUUCCUCCUCUGCGGCUGGACUGUCCUUUGCCAGCAUGCCAUCAAUAUAUAAUGGCACUAUUUCAAGAUGAACUCUCUGAGGUAUCAAUGCCAGCAAGCAACAAGUCUCAUGAGUUACUAGAUUGUGCUUAACUUCAUCCUAUCUACUGUUUCCGGAGCAUAGAUUUUUUUUUCAAAGGGUUUUUAUCUAUACUGAAUACAGAGAUAAAGUAAUCUAUACACAUUU
This is a messenger RNA of Phalacrocorax carbo (great cormorant), 1663 nucleotides long. NCBI's taxonomy places the organism in Eukaryota, Metazoa, Chordata, Aves, Suliformes, Phalacrocoracidae. The record is from RefSeq and is a predicted model, not a curated record.